Stegastes partitus (bicolor damselfish) is the source of this 3298-nucleotide messenger RNA. It is a transcript of the gene esyt3, whose product is annotated as extended synaptotagmin-like protein 3. Gene Ontology annotation, cellular component: endoplasmic reticulum membrane. Lineage: Eukaryota; Metazoa; Chordata; Actinopteri; Pomacentridae. Gene Ontology annotation, biological process: lipid transport. Gene Ontology annotation, molecular function: phosphatidylethanolamine binding; calcium-dependent phospholipid binding; phosphatidylcholine binding. The transcript is spliced from 23 exons. Bases 163 to 2712 code for a protein of 849 amino acids. The record is from RefSeq and is a predicted model, not a curated record.
UUAGGACUCUCCCGGUUUUACCACUUCACCGAGUUUGGCUGCCCUGCUUCCUGACAGAGAACCGAGCUAAAGUGAGCGCAACGUCAAUCAGUUCAGGCACCGAGAGGCAGCGACUCUUCUGGACCUUCGGAACCGGGGUCCCUCAGCGGGAGUACCGACUCAAUGGCAUCCGACGGGCAGAUGUAUCCAGGCGGCCCGGCGCAGGCAGCGGGGCUCGGGGGCAGCUCGGAGCAGCUGAACUCCUCCGCUGUCAACCGCCUUUUAAUGGAGUUCCUGAUGUACUUCGGGCGGGCCGUGUUCCUCUUCUACCCGGUCUACCUGACGGGCUACCUGGGCCUCAGUAUCAGCUGGGUGCUGCUGUGCAUGCUCAUGGUGACCUGGUGGAAGAAAAACCGACGGUGGAAGGACGCGCGGAUCGGAGGUGCCAUCGAGUUUGUGGACAACGAGACGCGCGUGAUCAACACAGGGCUGAAGAGUGACCUACAGAUGGCAACGUGGGUCCAGUUCGCUGAUGUUGAGAAAGUGCAGUGGGUUAACAAGGUGUUGGAGCAGGCGUGGCCUUUCUUUGGGAUGUACAUGGAGAAGUUUCUUAAAGAAACCAUCCAGACGACCGUCAGGCAGUCCAGCGCUGCGCUCAAGACGUUCUCUUUUACCAAGGUCCACUUUGGACACAUUCCUCCCAGGAUCACUGGGAUGAAAGCCUACACCCAUGAAGUGGAUCACAGAGAGGUGGUUCUGGACCUAAAUAUAAGUUAUGACGGUGAUGUGGACAUCGACGCUGAGGUGAAACCACCAAUCACAGCUGGUGUGAAAGGACUUGAGCUCAAAGGGAUGCUGAGGGUCAUUUUAGAACCUCUUAUUGGUGAAGCACCACUGGUGGGAGGAGUCACCUUUUUCUUCAUUCGCCGCCCUACACUGCAGAUCAACUGGACGGGUGCAACCAACCUUUUGGACACCCCUGCCUUUAGUUCACUGUCUGAGGAGACGAUAAUGGACAUCAUCGCCUCUCUCAUGGUGUUACCCAACCGCAUGUGCAUUCCACUUAUAGACCAGGUCAAAGUGGACCAGAUGAGGUUCCCACUUCCUCGUGGGGUGGUGAGGGUCCACUUGCUGGAGGCCAGAGACCUGGUGGCUAAGGAUACAUACAUGAUGGGUUUAGUGAAAGGCAAAUCGGACCCCUACACCAUACUCAGAGUCGGCAACCGACAUGUCAAAAGCAAGACCGUCAAAGAGAAUUUGCACCCAAAAUGGAAUGAAGUGUAUGAGUUUGUUGUCCACGAGGCUCCGGGACAAGAGCUGGAGAUGGAGCUGUAUGAUGAAGACACAGAUAAAGAUGACUUGCUUGGAACAUAUAACCUUGACUUUGGCGAGGUGAAGAAGGAGAAACAAAUGGAUAAGUGGUUUCCUCUGGAGGGGGUUCCGAAUGGGGAAGUUCGCCUCAAGCUCCAGUGGCUUUCCCUUCAGACCGACUCUAGCCUGCUGAAGGAGUCUACCGACGGCCUGGCUUGUGCUAUGCUUGCUGUGUAUCUGGACAAUGCUUCAAACAUACCGAAAGACCACAGCGAGUUCACAGAGCAUCAGCACAAACAUGGGAGGCAUUCAAAAGAAGCACGGCUCACAAGGAGAACCCCCAAUCCCAACUCCUUUGUGGAAUUUUCCGUUGAUAAGGAGGUGCAGAAAAGCAAGGUUGCGUAUGCGUCUAAGGACCCAGUGUUUGAGGAGGGAUUCACCUUCUUUGUGCAUAAUGUCAGAACGCAGCAGCUCAUCGUUCAGGUCAAAGAGCAUGAGAAGAAGACUCUGCUUGGUGUUCUGAACUUGCCCCUCAGUCGCCUCCUCAGCACCUCCAACAUGAUGGUAGACCAGCGCUUCCCCCUGGAGCGCUCCGGAGCAAACAGUCAGAUCAAACUGAAGGCCACUCUCAGGGUUCUCACUGAGGACCUUCCGCCGCCCAAGAUUGUCCUGGAUCCUCCUCCACAACCCAAACAACAAACAUCACAGAGCAGCCAAGGAGGUAACACCGGACCCUCCACUGCUGCGUCGUCCUCUCCAGAGGUUCCCUCCAACAACAUCCCUGUCGCCUCUUCUCCGUCCCGGCUGGCUCCUUCACAGAAUGGCUCAAAUGAGGACUACUUAGCUCACCGCCGUGGCUCCUACCUGGCUGGUGAAACCUGGAAGUCGCCCUCUUCGGCACAAAACAUGCGUCGGUUCGACUCUCACAGCCUGCUGUCAGAGAACUCCCUCGCUUCGUCACGUUUCGACCUCUCAGACGGCGCGUCCUAUCCAGAGGCCAUUAGGAAACAUCAGGGUUCAUUUGGAGAGAUAAACCUGACUGUGCGGUUUGCUACCCUGAGGAACAAACUCAUCGUCCUGGUUAACUCUUGCAGGAACUUAUUCCCCUGCAGUGAGAACGGCACAGACUCUUACGUCCGCCUGUAUUUGCUGCCCGACCAAACCUGGAGACACCGCAAAAAGACACACGUCAAAAAGAGGACGGUCAAUCCUGUCUUCAAUGACAAGUUUGAGUUUGAUGUGUCACUUGAAGAAGCACAAACUAGGAAGCUGGACGUGUCAGUGAAAAAUAACAGGAUGUUUCACACGCGAGAGAGAAAGGACAUUGGCAUGGUGCUGUUAGAUCUUUCACAGCUGGAUCUAGCCAGAGGCAUCACAGAAUGGGUUGAGCUCUCGCUGCCUGGGCUGAAGAAAUCCUUGUAGCAGGUGGACCUGAAAAACUUCUGUUUCACGUUAAAAAGCACCUUCUCAGCCACUGCAAUGCAAAGUGCAGACAUUAUGCUUGGAGAGCUUUAUAUUCCUUUGUCUUCCUUACCAUCACAGAAUAGCAUUGGGUUUUCCAAAACACACCCCUGAUACUGGACAUAAGUUACAGUUAUCAUCACAGGCACAUAUAGUAAUAUUCCAAAUCACGGGCCUACUUAAGUUCUUAUGAUAGAAUUUAGUUGUAUAUUGUCUCAUUUGCAGAAAUCCACACUUAAACAUACUUCCCAGAUGACCUUGGUAAAAGCAUUUGUGCCAGUUCACUGUAGCUUAUUUGCAUUGACAGUAGAGUUUAAAUGAUCCUUUAUACCAAUACGAUUUCUUAGUAUUUCCUAUUCAUCAGAAAAAACAAUAUUUUUCUUGUAUCUCCAGAGAAACAAGGCAGUAUCUGUAUUUUGGAUAUCUUUGUGGCAGUUUUUUUUUUGAGGUCAUCUGAGCCAAAGUUAUUCUUUUGUAUUAUCAUGUAAAUAGUUUCAUUGACACUUUUUAUGUAAUAUACUCUUGGAAAUAAAGUUACAACAAAGUG